AUGUCAACUCAAGAAGCGCCUGCUGUCCGACACAUGCAAUUAUUUGUAUGUGUUGACGAAGGUGUGUCCGCAGACCCUUUCCUGGAGCCGAAGCCAGGUUGCGGGUUGCCGCCUCCUACCAUCUCGUACAAGUCACCACGGAUGUCCGGCAACGUCAGACUCUCUUAUGUGUUGUCCUCGCUCAAGGCAAGUCGCAGCUCUCGGCUUUUGCUCUCGGCGGAUUUGCAUGAAUGCGUCCUGGGCAAUAUAGCGCCGUCGUCGUCGCAGGAAGAGACCAUCCGUCGUCUCAUUAAGGCCACGCAAAAUCAACUACAAUCCAUCGGCCAAAGCACUGCAAAUGCCCCUCACGAAAAGAACAUUCUUGCUGCUUUCAGGCUGGCGCACGUCUGCAGGCAGUGGCGUGGUGACGCGCGUUUCUGGACACGACUUCGGCUCGCGGGUAAUCAGGCCUGCGGCGCGGAGGCCUUGCUUCAGGUCGGAGCGUGGUUUGAGCGUGCGCGUGCAUUGCACGUGUCCCUAACUGUCGUCUGCACCGACGAGGGCUGCGAGCCUGGAUCAGAGCACCUGCUCAUGGAGCCUCGUUUUGGGGACCUGGGGCCCUAAAUUGGAGAGCUUAACGUCGAGGGCCCUCCUUGGAUGGCGGCUGCUGUGCUCACCCAUCCUCCGUCUUCAUUGCUCGCGAACGCCUUAGGGGACCCCCC
Schizophyllum commune H4-8 is the source of this 701-nucleotide messenger RNA. RefSeq lists its product as uncharacterized. The transcript has 3 exons. Lineage: Eukaryota; Fungi; Basidiomycota; Agaricomycetes; Agaricales; Schizophyllaceae. The coding region runs from base 1 to 603 and encodes 200 amino acids. The record is from RefSeq and is a predicted model, not a curated record.